Quercus robur (English oak) is the source of this 1952-nucleotide messenger RNA. Its product is annotated as 3-ketoacyl-CoA synthase 20-like. Gene Ontology annotation, molecular function: acyltransferase activity, transferring groups other than amino-acyl groups. Bases 261 to 1769 code for a protein of 502 amino acids. The transcript is spliced from 2 exons. Gene Ontology annotation, biological process: fatty acid biosynthetic process. Lineage: Eukaryota; Viridiplantae; Streptophyta; Magnoliopsida; Fagales; Fagaceae. Gene Ontology annotation, cellular component: membrane. The record is from RefSeq and is a predicted model, not a curated record.
CUACACAUUUCCAUCUUAGUUUGCAUUUAUCACUCUCUCGCUCUUUUCUUCUAAACCUUUUUACAAAUCUGAAGCAAUUCUUCUAAACCUAAGAGCUGCUUGGUUUUUCGAUUAAUCUAUAUCUUGCUUACUAUUCCCUCUCUUUAAUCACAGAGGCAUUCUCAUUAUUUAGCCAAUUUAUUGUCCAAGAGCUUCAUUUCUAGGCCACUCAAACCACCAAAACGAAAAGAGAUUAUAUUAGUUUGCGUUUGUGUUCAACAAUGGAGUAUGAAAAGAAACGAAACCAAGACAAUAAAAAACCAAAUUCUAUUAUACCUAAGUACGUGAAGUUUGGUUAUCACUACUUAAUCUCUAAUGCCAUGUAUCUCCUCCUUGUGCCACUGAGUAUCACAGCUUUGACUCAUCUUUCUAAGGAUGAUUUCGUCCAUUUCUCCAACCACGUUAUGCACAAUCUUGUAGUUGUGACUUUAUGCAUCAUGAUUAUAGUUAUCCUAGCAACCCUUCACUUCAUGAGUCGUCCAAGAAAAGUUUAUUUAGUAAAUUUUUCUUGUUACAAGCCCGACCAUACUCUAAUGUGCAGCAAUGAAACUUUCAUGAAAGCGACUAAGCUAACUGGGAGUUUCACAGAGGAAAGUUUAGCGUUUCAAAAGAAGAUCUUGGAAAGGUCGGGGUAUGGUCAAAAAACAUAUACCGCCAAAACAUUUUUGGAGGUUCCAAUCAACAUGAGUUUCAAUGAAGCGAGGAAGGAGGCAGAGUUGGUGAUGUUUGGAGUGAUUGAUGAGUUAUUGGCGAAAACUGGAGUCAAGACUAAGGAUAUAAGGAUUCUUGUUGUGAAUUGCAGUUUGUUCAAUCCAGCGCCAUCACUGUCAGCCAUGGUUGUUAACAGGUACAAGCUUAGAGGGAACAUUUUGAGCUAUAAUCUUAGUGGAAUGGGCUGCAGUGCUGGACUUAUUUCCAUAGAUCUUGCCAAACGCUUGCUACAGAUACGACCUAAUUCCUAUGCUCUAGUGGUGAGCAUGGAAAGCUUGACUCUGGCCGGGUAUGUUGGCAAUACUCGCUCAAUGCUCAUCCCAAAUUGUCUCUUCCGCAUGGGUGCAGCAGCAAUUCUUUUAACAAACCGAUCAUCCGAUCGCCAUUGUUCAAAGUAUCAAUUAGUUCAUGCUUUACGUACCCACAAAGGUGCUGAUGAUAGAGGUUACAAUUGCGUCUUUCAAAAAGAAGACAUAAAUAAUCGACUUGGCGUUGCACUCACCAAAGACCUAUUACCAGUAGCUGGAGAAGGUCUUACAAACAACUUAACAACAUUAGGGCCAUUAGUCCUGCCCUUUUCUGAACAAAUCCUAUUUUUGGUGAAUUUCAUUGGGAGAAAGAUUUUUAAAAUGAAGAUAAAACAAUAUGUUCCAGACUUUAAGUUGGCAUUUGAGCACUUUUGUAUACACGCAGGAGGGAGGGCAGUGUUGGAUGAGUUAGAGAAGAGUCUUGAACUUAGUGAGUGGCAUAUGGAACCCUCAAGGAUGACUCUUUAUAGGUUUGGAAACACUUCUAGCAGUUCCAUAUGGUAUGAAUUGGCUUAUACUGAGGCCAAGGGGAGAAUCAAGAAAGGCGAUCGAGCAUGGCAAAUUGCAUUUGGGUCAGGGUUCAAGUGUAACAGUGUUGUGUGGCAAGCAUUGCGAACUAUUAAUUCAGUAGAUGAGAAGCAUAAUCCUUGGAUAGAUGAGAUUGAUAGCUUCCCUGUUCAUGUGCCUAACGUGGCACCAAUUGAUUGUUAGAUUGCAUCCUUAAUUUAGUUAAUUAUAGGAAGAACAUUAUGCAUUCAUGUAUGUUAUUAAUUUCUUUUAAGUCUAGAGACAACUUUUUCUGCAAUUUAUUUCACAACUUGUUGAGACGUUAAGUUGUAAAUAGUGCAAUAUCAAUUUUAGUUGGACAUAUCUAAAUAAAUAAGAGAUUGGUAU